AUGCGUUUUUUUCAAAAAGCUACUACUACAACGACGCCAUCGGCAGCAUCUCAGUGUCAGUUACCAUCGUUACCGUGUACACUUGUGAAUAUUACAUAUGAUCAAUUAUUAUUUUUACAAGAUAUGUCGACUGGAUUGAACGUUUACGGAUGUUAUGCUUAUGGCUUUUAUGCAACGUCCCAAGUUCAUACAUUGUCAUUCGGUUUUCGACAAGAUCCAACAGAGUGGUUCUUGAAUGAGGUUUUCGUUGUAGCCAACGACACGAACCAACAAUUGCUUAGUAAUGGCUGUUCUGAAACGGGCGAUUUAACAGGAUGGAUCUAUUCUGAAAAUAACGGUUGUGGUCCAGGAUGGUCAAAAGUCGAUGGAAAUGUUAUAACGCUCAUUCGGGAAAUUAUUACUAUUUUGGCGGCUGUUAUGGGAAAACUGACUAUUUAA
Molecule: messenger RNA, 438 nt
Organism: Didymodactylos carnosus
Lineage: Eukaryota; Metazoa; Rotifera; Eurotatoria; Philodinida; Philodinidae
Source: the annotation of a GenBank genome assembly